AUGGCGGAGCACAUUAACUUUUAUAAAGAUGAAUUCGGAAGAAAUUUUGUCAAUAUAACUUCUUUAGAUCAUUUUGCUCCGAUUGGAGUGAGUGGUAUUUCCAUUGGAAUUGAAUUUGGUUUCCUGGCAAGUUUCAUUGCUUGUUGUGUGGCAUUGGUUUCUCUCUUGAAUCAUUUAAAAAAGAUUCGAUUGUCAACGAAUGCCAAGAAAUUCUUCAUUCUGAAUUCGGUAUUUAUGAGCAUUCAGAUGGUGAAUAUUGUGGUGAGGAUUGUUUCAGAUUUUGUAGUGAUUGAAUUGAGAAUGAAAAUGGAGGAAGGGUUUCAUAUUACGAAAGCUCUGUAUGUGGUUUAUGCCUUGUUGUCAACUGCAUCUGAUUAUGUUUUGUUGUUGAGUUUUGUAACCUUGUUUGUGAUUAUUAGUUAUGUACAGACUAUAUUUUUGAAUUCUUCAUAUCGGGCGAAAGCUCUUUCAGCCAAGUUGGCCAAUAAUUUAAAGAAGGGAUUGUACGUGAUCACUGGGCUAUUUUCCUUCUCCAUGUUCAUUAUUGUUUCAGUUGUUUCUCUAUUUCAUUUCCUUCACUUGAUGGACAUUUUGCCUCAGACACCAAUUACAAUUUCGAAUAGUGUUAUAUUCGCUGUGGUAUCUUGCAUGUUAGUAUUCAAAGCUGUUUUCACCCUUUGGUCUGGUAUUGUCGUCAUUAAGGCAAUUAAGAGAAAUACUCACAGACUCUCCAUUGCACACAUAGAACCUUUACAACAGAAAGGAUUUGUAAAAAGACAGGUCAAUCCAUUUCUUAUCACUAUUCUACUGAUUAGUGCCAUGGUAUUGAGCGUAUUUCUCCAUAUAGUUGCUGGAGGAGUGGCCACACUUGUUGGUGGAUCAGAAAAUACUGUUGUGAAAAUUGUUUGGCAAGUUUCAACAAGUUUUUCAGUGCUCGUCUGCUCCUCCCUGAGCAUGUCCAUGUUUUAUCCAAUGUUUAUCCAUGCAGAAGAGGCAAUCAAAACAAUGACCUUCUAUAAUAACAAGACCACAACCUUAAAAACAGCUAGGGAAAUUGCAAAUAGCAACACAUUGGCUUCCUCGUUCGCAGACACUUCACCUCAUGACGAGCCACAGGAAUUAAUGAUUAAUGGCCCAAUUAAUGGACAAGAUGCCAUUGUUUGUGUUUCACCAACUUCUCCCUCAGCAGAUGAUCUUGGUCUCUCCUCUCCAUCACUACUAAGCAACCACAAUGAUUCUAUCAAUUCCUCAAUAUAA
Molecule: messenger RNA, 1257 nt
Organism: Naegleria gruberi
Lineage: Eukaryota; Heterolobosea; Eutetramitea; Acrasida; Naegleriidae
Exons: 2
Coding region: 1-1257 (418 amino acids)
Source: RefSeq, a predicted model, not a curated record